Tauraco erythrolophus (red-crested turaco) is the source of this 1050-nucleotide messenger RNA. It is a transcript of the gene LNP1, whose product is annotated as leukemia NUP98 fusion partner 1. The record is from RefSeq and is a predicted model, not a curated record. NCBI's taxonomy places the organism in Eukaryota, Metazoa, Chordata, Aves, Musophagiformes, Musophagidae.
AUGGAAUAUGAAGAGGAUGAUGAUAUUUCCUUUGCAAAAUGGAUGAGCAGUUUCUGGGGCCACAACUUGAUCGAUGAGAAUGAGAAAGAGGGUAGAGGCCACAAGAAACGUCAGACACGACUCUUUAGCGAAAGGAGAGCCUCCCUCCCGGCCAGGCUUUCCUCCCUCCAUACAACACGAAUUCAUGCUUCUGCCAAAGGCUCAUCUUCAGGCCACCUCAAGGGCUCCAAGGAAUUUCAAGAAGACCAAGAUGUCAAAUGCCACUGCCACAGGAAGGCAAGCAGAACACCUUCAGCAGACAGCUCAUGCCCAGAGACAAGAUCAAACUCCAUCCAGGAAUUUGCAGAGUCCUUUGAAAAGCAAUUGCAUCUCAAAAGCAAACGCUCAGCUUCUUUGCAACCUGAAGGCAUGAAGGAGAGAAGAGAAAGGGAAAGAUUGCAUUUGAGAAAAAGCAAGUCUCACAAGAGAAUGGGAGAGAAAGCACAGCCAAGGAGAGGGCAAGAAGAAGAUGAAGGUUCCGAACUUGUACCUGCAAAACACAACGAACAGUUUCCAUCACAAGCAAGCAUUGAGAAAGGAUAUUUAUGCCCAGAACGAGAUGCCUACAAGUUGCAUCAGAAUCCGAACUGUGGACACAAAGGAGGUCAGUUAGCAGGAAGCAAAGACAAAGGGACCAAAAAAUAUCUUCGCCAAAAUAUUGGAUCGACAGAUGAUAUUCCUCCUAUUAGGAAGAUCCCUCUGAAUCCUAGCCCAGUCUCUACUAUUGAGAUCCACGUUGUUAUUUGCUACGAUGACUUGGGGACUGGCAGCAGCACAGAACUUCACUUCAUCAACAGCUUUCACAAAGAGUGCAUUCAAAAGUGGCUGCUAAAGAAGUCAACUUGUCAAACAUGUUGUAUCCAGGCCUCUGUGCCAAUCCGUACCAACUCACGGGCCAAAGGAAAUUUUGAUGCUGUGGGAAACCUGGCAGAGAGGUGGGACCAGGUGGGAGCCAGCGCUGUGGAAGCAGAUCUGCCUAUCCUGGCAGUGCCAGCCGGGCUCCUCGAUUAA